AUGGGCGAGUUGAAGUGCCACAAAACAGAAAACAUAUUUGACUGGCUGAUUCUCAACAUGAACCGUGCUUUCAGCAGAAAGAAAGACAAAACAUGGAUGCACACUCCUGAGGCUUUAUCAAAGCAUUAUAUUCCCUACAAUGCAAAGUUUCUUGGCAGUACUGAAGUGGAGCAACCCAAAGGUACAGAAGUUGUGAGAGAUGCUGUUAGAAAACUGAAGUUUGCAAGACAUAUCAAGAAAUCUGAAGGCCAGAAAACCCCGAAAGUUGAAUUACAAAUCUCAAUUUAUGGUGUAAAAAUUCUAGAUCCAAAAACAAAGGAAGUCCAGCACAAUUGCCAGCUUCAUAGGAUAUCAUUCUGUGCUGAUGAUAAAACUGACAAGAGGAUAUUUACCUUCAUAUGCAAAGAUUCUGAGUCAAAUAAACACUUGUGCUAUGUAUUUGACAGUGAAAAGUGUGCUGAAGAGAUAACUUUAACAAUUGGUCAAGCAUUUGACCUGGCUUACAGGAAAUUUCUGGAAUCUGGAGGAAAAGAUGUUGAAACAAGAAAACAGAUUGCAGGGUUACAGAAAAGAAUUCAAGAACUAGAAACUGAAAAUAUAGAACUGAAAAAUAAGGUACAAGAUUUGGAGAACCAGUUAAGAAUAAAUCAAAUACAUACAUCUCCACUGCUGCACAUAAAGUCUGAUAAUGAUCAACAUAUAUUUCAAAGACCCUCCACCUUUUUCUGGUGUAAUAAUGAGGAUUCAACUCCUUGUUUAGAUAUCUCUUCCAUUACACUUACUCCUAUGAGCUCUCCUGACUCCAGACUAUCAUCUGGACUAUUAACACCACCACCUUCAAAAAGUGGUCUUCCAAAGCCAGUCAGUGAAUACAGCAUCCCAAGACCUCGUGCAGGCAGUGUGACACCUAAAUCACCCUCCACUGACAUCUUUGAUAUGGUUCCCUUUUCUCCCAUAUCCCCUCAGUCAUCAACACCUACUCGCAAUGGCACACAGCCUCCUCCAGUACCCAGUAGAUCUGCAGAGAUCAAGAGAGACCUUUUUGGAGCAGAACCAUUUGACCCUUUUAGCUGUGGAGCAGGAGAUUUCCCUCCAGACAUUCAGUCCAAACUAGAUGAGAUGCAGGAGGGGUUCAAAAUGGGACUAACUCUUGAAGGCACAGUAUUUUGUCUGGACCCGCUAGACAGCAGAUGCUGA
Molecule: messenger RNA, 1197 nt
Organism: Emys orbicularis (European pond turtle)
Lineage: Eukaryota; Metazoa; Chordata; Testudines; Emydidae
Gene: GULP1
Product: GULP PTB domain containing engulfment adaptor 1
Exons: 12
Coding region: 1-1197 (398 amino acids)
Source: RefSeq, a predicted model, not a curated record